CAACAUCAGCUGGAUUUCAUAAUUUAAAGACAUCCAGAAUUAUGAGCAGCCUGAACAGCAUCAGCAGCAGCAUGCAUACCCUCAGUCCAACCUACAGUACGCCCACAGCAGCCCAUAUACUGCACACCACCUUUCGAGGCAGCACCAGCAGCACUAAAUCGAAAUUUACGGGCUCUCACCACACCAGCACCCCAACUGUGGGACUUAGCUCCAGUGCAUUGCCUUCAUUCAAGAAUUUUAUGAAGAGUCCAAAUAGCCACAGCACUGCAACAAAUGGCGGCAAGCAGGAGUUUCCACUUGAUUUUACAUUCUCCAAGAACCAUUGGACCAACUCAGAUGCUGCCUUCACUGGUGGGGGCAGAGGUGCUGGUGGUGUUGGUGAUACCAUGGCCAAUAUGUUGGGAAGUGUUGGUGUUCCUGCUGUGGCCGCAGCGGCCACCAGUGGUAGUGGCAAUUUUAGACUUGGCGCCUCAUCAACGUCUUCAUUUUCCACAGAAACAGAGCGGCCACGCGUUUUUCGCAACCGACAUCAUCACGAACAACACUGGGGGCCAUUUUUCGAGCAACCACUCAACUCAACAACCUCGGGCGACAAUAGCAUAACAACAGCCCAUCUCUAUACGGAAGCAGUGCUCAAUUGUCGUGUUGGCAUGCUCAAAGACAAAACGUUCAGUUAA
This is a messenger RNA of Stomoxys calcitrans (stable fly), 677 nucleotides long. RefSeq lists its product as uncharacterized. The record is from RefSeq and is a predicted model, not a curated record. The transcript has 3 exons. NCBI's taxonomy places the organism in Eukaryota, Metazoa, Arthropoda, Insecta, Diptera, Muscidae. Bases 42 to 677 code for a protein of 211 amino acids.